This is a messenger RNA of Peromyscus eremicus (cactus mouse), 1914 nucleotides long. RefSeq names its product sperm motility kinase X-like. The record is from RefSeq and is a predicted model, not a curated record. NCBI's taxonomy places the organism in Eukaryota, Metazoa, Chordata, Mammalia, Rodentia, Cricetidae. Gene Ontology annotation, biological process: microtubule cytoskeleton organization; intracellular signal transduction; protein phosphorylation. The coding region runs from base 157 to 1914 and encodes 585 amino acids. The transcript is spliced from 2 exons. Gene Ontology annotation, cellular component: cytoplasm. Gene Ontology annotation, molecular function: ATP binding; tau-protein kinase activity; protein serine/threonine kinase activity.
GAGACAGUUGGUGCCAGUUAUGUGAUGUUGAAGGCAGAGCUUUCACAACAAGGACACCAGUGGCGGAGGCAGUGUGCACAGACGGUGUAUUAAGGCACAGAUUUGGAAGAGGGGUUUCUGUUCUACUCAAGCAACACCAGUUCAGUUGGUGUUGCCAUGGAAACCAUCAAGAGAAAUAAUAGCAAGACCAGAGAGGAGGUAUCAAUGCAGCUGGACCUGAAGGCCAGCACCUCUCAAGAGGAGAACCUUACAGAUCAUUACAUCAUACUCAGGACCCUUGGCAAAGGGACCUUUGCUGAGGUGAAGCUGGCCUGCCACCUCCACACAGAGGUGCAGGUUGCCAUCAAGAUCCUGGAAAAUGGUGAGAAUAAUGACCACAACAACAGAACUGAAAUUGACAUUGUGAAGACGCUGGACCACCCAAACAUCAUCAAGGUGUUCCACAUCAUCAACACCGAAGAGCACAUCUAUAUGGUGAUGGAGCAUGCUUCUCGGGGAGAUCUGGUGAGCCAUAUUGAGAAAGUGGGCUGUCUGCAGGAGGAGCAGGCCCAGCACAUCUUCACUCAGAUUGUGUGUGCAGUUCACUACUGCCAUAAGAAUGGCAUUGCACACAGGGACAUCAAACUAGAUAACAUCCUGCUGGAUGGCAAAGGAAGUGUCAAACUGUGUGACUUUGGCCUGGCCAUCAGAGUCACCUCUGGGCAGAGGUCCAAGGGAUUGUGUGGCACCCUUGAAUAUUGUGCUCCAGAACUAUUCACUGACACAGAAUAUGAUGCAAAGGCGGUGGACAUCUGGAGCAUGGGAGUGGUUUUAUAUACAAUGGUGACAGCGUGCUUCCCAUUCAAAGCAAGGACCUAUUCAGACAUGAAGGAGGAGAUGUUGAAUCCCCGGUACUACAUUCCUUCCACACUUUCUCCAAACAUUGUAAACCUCAUUGUGCAGUUAUUCACUGUGAUGCCUGAGCAGAGACCCAAGAUAAGUGACAUUAGGCAGCACCAGUGGUUCAAGGACAGAGAAGAAUUUUGGAAACUCCCACUAUCCUCAGAGACAUACAGUACCAUCCCAAACCCCAGCCUUGUGGUGGCUAUGUGGGGCAUGGGCUACGAUCCCAAGGAUAUUAGUGAUUGUAUACGUGAGAAAAAAUUCAAUAACAUCAUGGCCACGUACCUAAUUUUAAAACACGAGUCAGCCCAGGACCAUACUAACUAUGCUGUGAAGCCUAUGCAGGCCUGUGUUGCCAUGUCACCAGAAGAUGCUCUCACUUCCCUUCCUCCUCAGAGGAGACUGAGUGAGCCUUCCCUUCACACCUUUGCCUUGCUGGAUGAACACCUGAUGCAGGAUGAGAAGAGAUCAUGGAAGAAGGGGAGCAGAAGCCUGAGCAUGCCUACUAUCCUGUGCUUCCAGCAGAAGGGGGAUAACCCUCCCCAUCCAGUCCCCAAGUAUUCUCCUGAGGUUACUCACCUCAUGAGCACUUUGACAGUAGGUAGCUUGAAUUGCAAGAGACUGUCCUCAAGAUGCCCAUUCUCUGAGGGCAUUUCUUCUGCACAGUAUUUGUCCUGGGAAACACCCCAGGAAAUGAACACCCUAAAGAAUUGCUCAUACACUCAGAGGAAACCCUCUGUAAAGAAGCACAGGGAGGCACCUCAGGGUGUGACCACCACUGCCACCUAUAGAACCCAGAGGUCUUCCCUUCAGGCAAUGUCCGAAAACAACUUUGAAGCUGUCCCUCCUGAAGGUAUAACUGCACCUUCUGCCAGCAGUCUAUCUCAAGGCUGGAAAAGGGUUAAGAAGAGGAUUGGGAACUGGGUGAGACUCCUGUGCUGCUGCCUGCCAGCCUCACCAAGACGCCACGUUUCUGAGAAGGAAGUGGCACCACUGGAAGUGGAGAGCAGUGCAGGUACACACAUGCAGUGA